Effrenium voratum is the source of this 510-nucleotide messenger RNA. Lineage: Eukaryota; Dinophyceae; Suessiales; Symbiodiniaceae. The record is from the annotation of a GenBank genome assembly.
AUGCAGAGAAAUCUCGACAAUGAGAUGGACUUUGAACGGACAGAUGCAGGUGCCUCGCAGACGUAUCAACAGCAGGCUGGCACCAUCAAGAAAGGAUCCUAUGUGAUGCUGAAAGGCCAUCCCUGCAAGAUCAUGGAGGUGACCACCUUCAGUCCUGGCAAGCAUGGGCACGCCAAAGCACACAUGGUCGGUCUUGACAUCUUCACCGGCAAGAAGUAUGAGGAGACGUCGCAGACGUCGCACAACAUGGACGUGCCAGUGGUCACCAAGACCGAGUAUCCCUUGAUGAAUCUGAAUGCUGAUACGGGAGCCGUGAGUCUUCUUCGAGACAACGGGGAGUUGAAGAUCGAUCUCAACCUCCCCGCGGCUCCGGCUGGGAAGCCCACUGAAGACGAUGCCAAGCUCCAGGCAGACAUUCUGCGGGCCUUUGCCAAGGACCUACUGAUCACCCUGAAUGUCAUCGCAGCCUGUGGCAUGGAAAAAGUCAUCAGUUUUUCCGCGACGGACUAA